Cariama cristata (Red-legged seriema) is the source of this 952-nucleotide messenger RNA. RefSeq names its product neuronal acetylcholine receptor subunit alpha-7-like. The annotation marks the transcript as partial. Gene Ontology annotation, molecular function: acetylcholine-gated monoatomic cation-selective channel activity; transmembrane signaling receptor activity. Gene Ontology annotation, biological process: monoatomic ion transmembrane transport; chemical synaptic transmission; signal transduction. Gene Ontology annotation, cellular component: neuron projection; postsynaptic membrane; synapse. The transcript is spliced from 8 exons. The record is from RefSeq and is a predicted model, not a curated record. NCBI's taxonomy places the organism in Eukaryota, Metazoa, Chordata, Aves, Cariamiformes, Cariamidae.
AUCCUGUUUCACCCUCUGCUUAGGAAGGAUAGCCAGAUUAUUUGGACAAUGCUUACAGAAAAGUGCUUGGGAUUUGUUUAUUCUGGACUAUGUCUCUGGGCAUCCUUGUUCGUGUCCUUCUUUAAAGUCUCUCAACAGGGUGAAAGCCAGAGACGCUUGUACAGAGAACUGCUGAGAAACUACAAUCGCCUUGAGCGACCGGUAGUGAAUGACUCCCAACCCCUUGUAGUCGAACUCCAGCUUUCUUUGCUGCAGAUAAUUGACGUGGACGAGAAGAAUCAAGUGUUGAUCACAAAUGCUUGGCUGCAGAUGUACUGGGUUGAUGUUUAUUUGUCUUGGGAUCAGUAUGAAUACCCAGGGGUGCAGAACCUGCGAUUUCCAGCUGACCAGAUUUGGGUACCAGACAUUCUUCUGUAUAACAGUGCAGAUGAAAGAUUUGAUGCGACAUUUCACACAAAUGUGCUGGUGAAUUACUCUGGAUCCUGCCAAUAUAUUCCUCCAGGCAUUUUGAAAAGCACAUGUUACAUAGAUGUCCGCUGGUUCCCCUUUGAUGUACAGAAGUGUGAUUUGAAGUUUGGCUCCUGGACUCACAGUGGCUGGUUGAUUGAUCUGCAGAUGCUCGAGGCUGAUAUUUCCAACUACAUCUCAAAUGGAGAAUGGGAUUUAGUGGGUGUCCCAGGAAAGAGGAAUGAGAUGUACUAUGAAUGCUGUAAAGAACCAUACCCAGAUGUGACGUACACCAUCACCAUGCGCCGACGCACUCUCUACUACGGUUUGAACCUAUUGAUUCCCUGUGUUCUCAUAUCUGGCUUGGCACUGCUUGUUUUCCUUUUGCCAGCUGAUUCAGGGGAGAAGAUUUCUUUAGGUAUCACUGUCCUGCUUUCCCUGACCGUAUUCAUGCUGCUUGUGGCUGAGAUCAUGCCUGCGACUUCUGACUCUGUCCCACUAAUAG